Tetranychus urticae (two-spotted spider mite) is the source of this 2244-nucleotide messenger RNA. It is a transcript of the gene SrpRalpha, whose product is annotated as signal recognition particle receptor alpha. The record is from RefSeq and is a predicted model, not a curated record. Lineage: Eukaryota; Metazoa; Arthropoda; Arachnida; Trombidiformes; Tetranychidae. Gene Ontology annotation, molecular function: signal recognition particle binding; ATP hydrolysis activity; GTP binding. Gene Ontology annotation, cellular component: endoplasmic reticulum membrane; signal recognition particle receptor complex. Gene Ontology annotation, biological process: intracellular protein transport; SRP-dependent cotranslational protein targeting to membrane.
UGGUUUGUUUUGACCACUGUUUACCUAAAUUUUUCCCUUUAUCCUUAUUCCUUGAUCAAUUUUUUAUUCUUAGUUAUUGUUUUGUUUGUUUAAUCUCUUGUUGUGAAUAUACUGUGAUAAUUUUUUAUCAUCUGGGUUAGCCUGUGCUCAGUUUUUCUAUGAUCAUCAAAGUGGCUUGAAUCAGAUUAAUUGAGUGAAAUAAAAUAUAGUCACCAAUAGGAAGGAUAUAAAAAUCUAAAAUGUUGGAUUUUUUUGUGAUCUUCUCCAAAGGAGGUAUUGUCCUGUUUGCCACUGUUAACCAAGCAAUUUCACAAGUAGUCAAUAAGCUAAUUAAACACGUUAUUCUCGAAGAGAGAAGAGAUGAGUUUACUUGUGACAAUUUGGCUCUCAAAUAUCAUCUGGAUAAUGAAUUUGACCUGGUUUUUGUGGUUGGUUACCAGAAAAUGCUGACUUUAUCCUAUGUGGAUAAAUUUCUGGAUGAUAUUCAGCUUGCUUUUCGAGACAAAUUCACUGAUUAUGAUUUGAGGAAGAUACUGAAAUCUAAAGGGAAUGGACAACAUCUAGCUUCAUCUUUAGGCGAUUCUGUAUCAAAUUCAUCUUCGUUGUCAUCACCCGAAUCAUCAUCAUUGUUAUCUUCGUUGAAUCUUGUUGAUUUUUAUCAUGAAUACAAAAUUAUUUAUACACGAUGCUGUAAACAGCAACAAAAUAUACCUCAACCAGAAAUGAGAUCGUUUCAACAGUCCACAAAAUCCCAGAAGACUGUCAAAUCAAUGAUUAUCCAAUCAAGCAAAAUUUCAAUACCAACUCCAGUUGCACCUAUUGUUGCACCUAAAGUUGAAUCUAAGCCUGAGUCUGUACCUAUCCUGGCGAAGCUAUCCCCUCGAGGAGUAAGACCUGAAAAGCCUAAAAAGAAGGAGGCCAAGCCUAUUCCAAAAGGAAAGAAAGCAAAAGAGGCUCGUCAAUGGGAACUUGGUGGUAAAAGCUCUGACGAUCUUGACUUUAGUAAAAAGACAAAUGGAGCCGUUGAAAACACUUCUUCGAUUGCCAAAAAUAUUGCUUCUGGGGACAUCGGAGCCACAAUUGAAGAAUGCGAUGUCGAACCAGACCUUGAAUUUGAAUGUAGCGACGAAGAAGAGGAAGAAGAUGAUGUUGAAAUUGCUUCUUCAACCAAUAAGAAAUCAUUCUUUGGAUCUCUUAUUAAAAGCAUGUCUAUCAACAAAGCAUUGACGCGCGCUGAUUUGGAUCCAAUUUUGAACCAACUUCGUGAUCAUUUGAUUUCAAAGAAUGUAGCAGCCGAAAUCGCAACCAAACUUUGUGAUAGUGUUGCUACUAAAUUGGAAGGACAAACUGUCAAUACUUGGAUUGGGUUGAAAUCAUUUGUGCGAAAUGCUCUGGAAGAGUCCAUGCUUCGAAUUCUCAGUCCUAAUCGGAAUCUCAAUAUACUUCGGGAUAUUCGAGCCAAAUCAGUUCCACCUUACGUUAUUGUCUUCUGUGGAGUCAAUGGUGUUGGUAAAUCGACCAAUUUGGCAAAAAUCGCAAACUGGCUGGUUGUUAAUGGCAACAAAGUUUUAAUUGUUGCUUGUGAUACUUUCCGAGCCGGUGCCAUCGAACAACUUCGAACACAUGUAACAGCAUUGAAGACUAUCCAUGAAAGAGAUGGGGCGAAGAAAAUUGAUCUUUAUGAGAAAGGUUACGGUAAAGAUUCUGCUGCUAUUGCCAUGGAAGCAAUUAAUUAUGCCCGCACUUCUGGAUACACAGUUUGCCUUGUUGAUACAGCAGGUCGAAUGCAAGAUAAUGAACCAUUAAUGAAACAGUUGGCUAAGUUGAUCAAAAUCAAUGAACCUGAUCUAACUUUGUUUGUUGGUGAAGCUUUGGUUGGAAAUGAAGCGGUUGACCAACUUGGCAAAUUCAAUACAGCUCUAUUGGACAAUGGCUGUCGAGGGGUCACUUCGAACGCAUCUGCCAUCAAUGGUAUUGUUUUGACUAAAUUUGAUACCAUUGACGAUCAAGUUGGUGCAGCCAUUUCAAUGACUUACAUUACAGGACAACCAAUUGUUUUUGUCGGUGUUGGCCAAACUUACAAAGAUUUGAAACAACUUAAUGCUAAAGCAGUGGUUAAAGCUCUUAUGAAAUAGAGAUUUAUCUGAAUAAGUGCAAGAAGUUUUUACCAGUUGAUAAAAACAAACUGAAAAAUAAACCGAAAUAAUAUAAUAAAAACAAUAUAAAUUGAACUGAAAGAUUAAA